AUGAUGAUAAUGAAGCACCGUGUGAUGUUUGUGUUGGCCGUUGUGCUGUGCUGCGCCUGCGGGUAUACCAUGGCGGCUGCUGCUGUGUCCUCACCCACUGCUGUUGUUCCUCGUGCUGACGAAUCAUCGACGGCGAUGGCGUUUGGUGGUGAUAUUUUAAGGUAUCGCAAUCGCGACAGUACGGAUUUUUGGAGUGAGCUUAAGGCGCCUGUUGACUCAACUAAAAAGAGUGUUCGUGAUGGUCAAGAGAGCACUACAAGAAAUAAUUUGGGGAGAGGACAGAGUAACUCUCAUGGCCAUUCGGCUGGUGUGGAUCGUACAUUGGGUGGUGGGGAAUCAGCGUUAACGGAAGAAUUGCACACAACGUCUCUUCAGGACGAAGGGAAUACAUUGAAAACCAAGUUAGAACACCCUCAAGUGGUGGAAUCUCCCAGUGUUUCAGAUCCUACUGACCAACAAGAAGAAAAACAAAAACAACAAGGAUUACCUAAUAGAGAUGACUCCUCUUCUCUUUCACCUACUGUGAACACUGAUGCUGGGGAUAGUAGUGGACCAGGUACAACAACAGUGGCUUUACCCCAAUCUGGUGAAAAAGCAGUGGAUGCCCCAGAGAGAUUGGAUACACCCGCACAACCUACAAUAUCAACGAGUUCUUCUGCGAGUGUACCUGCAGAGAGCAGUACAAUUUCAACAUCUUCCACUAACAACAGUACAGGUGACAGUAUUUCUAGCGCGGCCACGGGUGUGAGUGCGACAGCAGACACAGAAGGAACCAAUACCACUUUUACCCCCAAGGCAUUCCCCGAGAACACUGACAGACAAGCAAUGAAGAUUGUCAACGUUGACAGCAGCAGUAUCAGUUCUGUGUGGAUGCGCAGUGCAGCACCGCUACUGAUUGUUGCUGUAUUCUUCUCCGUUACCGUGUACUGA
Trypanosoma theileri is the source of this 930-nucleotide messenger RNA. RefSeq lists its product as uncharacterized. Lineage: Eukaryota; Euglenozoa; Kinetoplastea; Trypanosomatida; Trypanosomatidae. The record is from RefSeq and is a predicted model, not a curated record. The coding region runs from base 1 to 930 and encodes 309 amino acids. The transcript has a single exon.